Molecule: messenger RNA, 1386 nt
Organism: Helianthus annuus (common sunflower)
Lineage: Eukaryota; Viridiplantae; Streptophyta; Magnoliopsida; Asterales; Asteraceae
Exons: 2
Coding region: 1-1386 (461 amino acids)
Molecular function (GO): RNA-DNA hybrid ribonuclease activity; nucleic acid binding
Source: RefSeq, a predicted model, not a curated record
AUGUUCAUUUGGGGUAGAGGAUGGCAAGUUUUAGGGGUAGUAGUCACCCGGGAUGGAUUUAAAGCUAACCCGGAAAAGGUAGCCGCCAUAACGCGGAUGCCCUCUCCCAGGACUUUGAAGGAAGCGCAAGCGUUAAAUGGGCGUUUAGUGGCUAUAAACAGAUUCUUGGCAAGGCACACCAAGAGGUCUUUGCCAUUUAUAAAGAGACUAAAAGAUUGCCUCAACAAGAAAAAUUUUAAAUGGACCAGCGAAGCGGAAGAAGCCCUACAAGACAUGAAACAUUUCAUCGAGAAGCUACCCAUGCUAACAGCGCAAUACCCAGAAGAAGUGCUUAAAAUGUAUUUGGCAGCGGCCCACCAUGCGGUAAGCGCAGUACUCAUGGUGGAGAGGGAUGGAAAGCAAACGCCUAUAUAUUACAUAAGCCGAGUUUUGGCAGGACCAGAAACGCGGUAUCUAACACUUGAAAAGUUGGUCCUGGCACUAGUCCACGCUACUCGGCGACUCAGAAGAUACUUUCAGGGUCAUCGCGUGCAGGUCUUAACAAAUUACCUGCUACAGCAGAUUUUACAUAAACCAGAGAUCUCAGGGAGAGUAGCCAAAUGGGUGAUUGAACUAGGAGCCCUAGAUAUCGAGUAUCGAAAGCGCACAACAAUCAAGGGGCAGGUGAUCGCCGAUUUCUUGGCUGAAAUUCCUGAGGGAGAAAUUAUACAGGACCCUGCAAUUCAUGACAUCCCAGAGUCCAGUACAGCCAGACAAACUUGGAAGCUCUACACAGAUGGAUCGUCCAGCAGGAAAGGCUCUGGAGCAGAAUACGAGGCGCUACUUGCAGGCCUAAGGAUGGCCCAAUCCAUGGGAGCCAUAAGAGUUGACGCGUAUGUCGACUCCUUGCUGGUAAAUAAUCAAGUAAACGAAACUUAUGAGGCUAAAGAGGAGUCAAUGGCAAAGUAUUUAGCUAAAACAAAGGAGCUUAUAGCGUCAUUCGACAAUGUCACGCUCAAUCAUGUCCACAGAGAAAAGAACCAAAUAGCGGAUGCCUUGAGCAAGCUCGCCACCUCAGGCAUGGAAAGAGAAGUAAAGGUAGAAACAUUGCAAAUGCCCUCUAUCGAACCUCGGGAGGUGUCCGCCCACACGGCUGAAGAACCCUGUUGGUACACCCCAAUACUAAAGUUUCUCACAAUGGGUGAAUUACCCCCCGCCAGGGCUGAUGCCCACAAAAUCCAAAACAAGGCACUGCAAUACGAAGUCAACAACGACAUCCUCUACAGAAAAUCAUACCUGGGUCCGCUGAUGCGAUGUGCAUCUCCAGCGGAAGCAAAAAUAUCUAAUCCAAGAAAUACACGCAGGCAUAUGCGGCAUUUAUGCUGGACCCCGGGCAGUCGUGGCUAA